Rubroshorea leprosula is the source of this 1044-nucleotide messenger RNA. The record is from the annotation of a GenBank genome assembly. Lineage: Eukaryota; Viridiplantae; Streptophyta; Magnoliopsida; Malvales; Dipterocarpaceae.
CAAUCCUCCUUCCUUCUUCGGUCAUUUACAAUAGUUAAUAAAGAAGAUAAUUUGUAAAAAAAUCAAGCUAAACAGCUCAUGUUUCUAUCUUAUAUUAGGAAUCAAGUGUAGCACUAUCACAAGAGCAGAGCAGCACGGAGAAAACAGCUAAUGAAGUGUCUGACGAGCAGAUUCCAAGAGAAGUAGAUAUGGCUGAGAGCAGUAGAAAACCAGCUUAAAUUGGCACUUAAAUUGCUCUGCUAGAGAAGCUGGAUAGAGUGGCAAAAACCUUUACGAAAGAAACAAUGCACUUUGAAAGUGCUGACAAAGCAUCUGUAAUGUGGAAAGGAAUGGAGCGGGCUUAUGAGAAUGGAAAUCUCAAGACUUUGAAAAUUAUUGAUCUUUCAAGCAACAAAUUAACAGGAGUGAUCCCAGUCCAUAUAUCAGUUCUCUUCGAACUGGUUGAAUUGAACUUAUCAAGAAAUCAGUUGACAGGAAGGAUUCCUUCAGAUAUGGGGCAGAUGAGACAAUUAGAGUCACUCGAUCUGUCACUGAACCAGCUUUCAGGUCAUCUUCCCGGGAGCAUGUCCCAAUUAAAUUUUCUCAGCACUUUGAAUCUAUCGUACAACAACUUUUCAGGGAGAAUCCCAUUAUCAACCCAGAUGCAGUCCUUUGAUGCUUAUUCAUUUGUCGGGAAUCCUGCACGCUGUGGGCUUCCUCUAACAUCAACUUGCACAAAUGAUGAAAAAUCGGAGGGCAAACCAAAAAACAGAGACAUAGCUGAAUUCAGGAAAUGUUUUAAACUGGGUAUGGAACUUGGAGCAGCCGUCGGCUUUGUGGGAGUUCUGACUGUGAAGUUAGAUCAUCCAUGGAAACAUCUCUGUUUCCUGUUGUUCAACAACAUGAAGGUCCGCCUCAGCAACUUGAAGGACUGUCUUUAUUUACUUGUAGCAGCAAUUGGUUUGCUGGUGAGAGAGCAUGUAUCCAGAUUGGGAGAGGUUGGGUGGCCGACGACGCAAAGGUGAGAGAGCAGCGGCAGAGUUAGGGCGGACGGUGAAGGCUCAU